Kockovaella imperatae is the source of this 2163-nucleotide messenger RNA. RefSeq lists its product as hypothetical. The transcript has 3 exons. Lineage: Eukaryota; Fungi; Basidiomycota; Tremellomycetes; Tremellales; Cuniculitremaceae. Gene Ontology annotation, molecular function: actin binding; small GTPase binding. The record is from RefSeq and is a predicted model, not a curated record. The coding region runs from base 382 to 2004 and encodes 540 amino acids. Gene Ontology annotation, biological process: actin cytoskeleton organization.
CCUACCUUGUCAGGCUGUUCAUUUUGUGCAACUGAUCAGCGCAUAUAUGACAAAAGGUCUCUCAUUGGACAUGCUGUGAGCUCGACUAUCCCUUCAAUGAACGGUGCUACAAUCCCCAUGAAGGUUGCGUCUAUUGCUGAUGGGCGGCGUGCUCGGAUCGCUACGGCGGAAACAAAGCCGAACCAGGGAGCCCCCCCUCUUUUGUUUCAUCAUGACACUGAAGUCUCAGAUGUCCGAUUCACUUCUCAUUGAUCAGCCUGACACAUCUCACCAAUCCACAGAGAUCAUAUUCAAUCCAACUCAUAGUCGAUGGCAUCGGCUGUCAUCUCAUCGUUUUGUCGUCAGCGCACAUGAAGCCGGAGUCGACAGCCCAAGCUUCCGAUGUGCUCGACCGUCCUGCAAGAGUGCUCCGUCACCAUCUUGCAUCCUUUCCAUAGCCAUGAGCCACCCAUUCAGCUCUACCUCCCCACCGAAGCGACCUCUGAGGAUGGUCUGAACCGUCUGAGAGCAGUCCAAGGGGACGGAUGGACCGUGGACAGCUUUGAUUCAGAAGACAACUCUGCAUGGACGGGUAGAAGAAGUGCCAGUGACUGGAGAUUGCUGAGGCUGCCCGAUGAUACUUCAUAUGGGAAAGAGGGGAGCCAUAGAUCUGGGACUCUGAGAUACCUAGAUGCGGCGGAUCUGCUCAGUCCGGGUGGCCGCUACCUUGUCGUUCCGCCUGAUUGGCCAGUGGUCAAUCUCGCAAUCGGUGCCAAAGGUAUCAUACCAAUCCCGGUGUCCUCACGGCAGACUCUCAAAUCGCUUGCGGCUCACCUGGCAAUUCAGCUCUGCCUGCCAUCUGAAUCCGUUCUCAGUUUAGAAAGUCGGGCUACGGACCUCGAUCGUGAGAGAGCCGCUUACCGAGAAGGGUUGCAUGCUACAAGGACACUCGACCAAGAUCUGCCACUCAGUGAUCUUCCUAUCCAUCAUGAUUCAGAUUUGGUCUUGGAGCUAAGACUCGAGGAAGUCGGCGGAGGGAGAAUAGAUCUUGCAGCCGCUGCAUCUGAUCACAGCAAUCCGGAACUGUCCACGGAUCUGGACGCGGUUUCCCAUGAACCACUUGGGGAUUCCUCACCGCACUCAGAUACAUCCCGACCGGCCCUACCCAAGGGAAAGUCAAAACAGCGCUCCAGAUUACCCAACCAGCCGCCUAUCUUGCAGCCCUCCCACAGCCCUUCAUCGUCCAUAUCUCUAGCCAACGUCAACGCGUCUGCUUCUAUGUCCCUCAAUCCGUCUACGUGCCUCAUGGGAGUGAACCCGAUAAAUGGUUUGUUAGAGGAAUCACCUGAAAGGUCUGCCGUGCUGCCGGACGAUGGCUCUCGGACCACGGUCGGGACAAGCAAGCCUCUUCUCCCUUCGUCUUCGUCCUCUUCGUCCUCUUCGUUCUUCUCCUUAUCCAGUGGAACAUCCCUCGGUCUUGCAAACUACCUACCUCAGCUAGCGAGUGGUACACCAGCUACCGCAGGACCUUCGACUUCCGGAUCAGGGUGGAUGGAGAGGCUAGGCCUCGGUACAAUCACCGCGUGGCAGAGCGCGGAAGACGCACCUGGAGAGGAUAAGCAAGCUGCAGACAUAUCUUUCCCUUCCACUCUCAGAGGGACGAACAAAGCAUCCGUUCGAGGCUCAACGAGCGGCAGUCUUUGGGCCUGGUGGAAUGGUGAUGCCCAGCUAGAUGAUCAGUCCGUGGCGUCGCACAUAGAGAGGCUUCAGAAGCAUCACGGGGCUUCUUUAGCACAAGAUUUGACAUCGCUCCGGAUCACGUUGUCAACGACCAGAAUUCAUUUUCUCCUGGAUUUUGUAGACAGCUCAGGUGUUGACCGCUUAAGCUCUAUCCUCGAGAGCAGCCUCAAGCUAAAGGACAAUGACUCGCAGGCCCAAAGACUGAUCAUCAAAGACGUCCUGAAGUGUCUGAAGGUCAUCAUGAAUACCGAAGUGAGUCCGCUGUUGCUGAUAGGAGGCCCCUGACCCCUUAAGGCCGGCUUCACGAGCGCCACAGAGCAUCCAACCUUACUCCAAGUUCUGACAAAGGUUCUAUUGCACCCGCAUCUCAAGCUUCGGAGUCUGGCUGCAGAGACACUAUCCGGUAUUUGCGUGCUCUCUCCUCCUCUGGGAGAAUUGAUCAUA